CAUCGCAGAGAUAGUGGGGAUUCAGGAAGAAGUGGUAGGAGAGAUUCAGUCAGCCAUUCGCAUCAUGCUUCAAGAAGAGGUUCUGGUGAGAGCGGCAGGAGCGGCAGAAGAGACUCAACAUCUGGCAUCACCCCACCUCCCCCGAAAAUCGUAGCUGCCAAGAAGAAACGGAGGGACUCGAGAACCGCUCCAGAAACUCCAUAC
This is a messenger RNA of Acanthoscelides obtectus, 204 nucleotides long. The record is from the annotation of a GenBank genome assembly. Lineage: Eukaryota; Metazoa; Arthropoda; Insecta; Coleoptera; Chrysomelidae.